AAUUGUUAAGGUAAUCCAGGUCGGCUGUGCCUUUUUAUGUAGGUCCCGGCUGUCUUCUAACUCUCCUUGGCGGCACACAACUUAUGCAAUGAAAGUACCCAAGCAUGACAACUCCUUUGUAUAGGCUGAUGCCUCUAAGCCCUCGUGUGCAGGCUCUACAACAAGACGCAACGACAGAAGUUUUGACUCUCUUUCCUGUUGAGAAGAAAGAAGGGUUAUUGACUUAUGGUUUUCCAAAGUCAUGUGGGCUACUAUGUGAGGCUUUGUUACAAGAUCUGGAAGAAGACCUCAAAUCGUGGGCUAGAGGGUUCGGAAUGGUCAUUAAAGAUCUCAAAAUGCCUGAAAUUAGCCCACAGGCUUUUCGUCUCGAAAAAGGCAACACGUCGACAUUACUAAAAGGGUAUACUGCAAUUGUCGUGGCCCUCGGAAACACAAAAUACGAUGUUGAGCUCGUUUCCAGAGACAAACGGUCCUCGCAGAAGGAGACGUGGGAACCAACAUCUGCCCUUCAUCUCCGAGAAACGGGGCUCAAAGCUCAAGGAGGACACAUAAGGUUCCUCUACAUCCCUCUCCACCUGGAACCCAUAUAGACUUUCCGGCAAACGACAAGUUCUAUUUCAUGAUAUGUAUCAUAUCAUGUUCCGUAUCCGCGCUCGAAACGACACUCCAGGUGCUGUCUGGGCUGCCCGUCGACCUCGACUUCGACUUCGUCUGUGACUUCGAUCUCGCCUUGGACUUCGCACCGCCUGGCUCUAGAGCCUUCUCGAUUUGUUGUAGACUGCCGAUUGUGAGUCCAGAAAUCGACACAGGAGUGACUUGACACCGUCACCUACCUAACCUUCCCGUCACAGAGUUCAUAGACAAGACUUGGGAUUCGGAGUAAGUCAGAGGGUAGUUUGUUGUUUGGACGAUGUGCAAAUGCAGACUCUCUGCGCAGUAUCGGGAAGCAUUCGACGGUAAAGUGCUGGCCAAAAGUAAAAUAGGAGUUUACUAGUUUGUACGCUGUGAGAACAAAGGAUCUUGUAUCAAAUAAAUCGAGUGAGGGCUCAAGACAGCCUACCUCUCAAUGGAAGCUCAUAUGCCCGUGGCCCCAGUACUUUAGCAAGUUCAUCGCCAAUCUGGACACACUUGGGUAGUGCGAAUCGCUUGGAUCUAAGAGUAUCACUGCCUCCAGUAACGCAUUUAGCCAUGGCAUCCAUAACCUCGUUUAUGGUAAGGCCUUGAUCAUGAGCCACGUGACAGGCUGCGACCAUUACCAUACAGUGAAGCUGAGUUUCUCGUCCCUCAAAGUCUUUGGAAGCAGCAGCAUAGGUCUCGAGAAGAGUGAGCCAGUCCAUGUCCCGACGCGACUCAACGUGAGAGAUGGUCAAACGAAGACGCAGACGGAGAAUGUCUUCUAGUGUCGAAGGUCUGUUGUUGUCCCAAUCCUCAUCCCCUUGAGGUAACUUUGACAUCCACGCCUUAACCCAUUUUAUCUGAUCAUUCAGACCCCUUCUUCGGACGGGCUUCUGGGGGACUGGCUUUCCGGGUUCUUCUUUGAUAAAUUCGGCGGUAAAACUUGGCGACUGUGAAGAAUACAUGAUAAUCGGAUCCGCUAGAAAGCCUCUAGAUCCAGGAACCCGGAUAAUGGAGCAUCCAUGAAUAUCAUGAAGAACUGCAGGUUGGGUUCCGCCAAUGUGUCAGACAGCGGACUGGUUGGUCUAUAUGGGGGGGGGCUUCCAGUCGGCAGCCGAUUGUGCCGCCGAAUUUUUGACUUGAGCUCAAGGAAGAUUGCGUCCGCCAGGAUUCUCCUCUGUCGGGUGCAUUUGAGCCACACCUCGCCUUACUUCACGCCCUGGUGCUGCUGCUCCUGGGAGGUGGGAAAGUGGAAGAGUGUCGGGUUCAUCGGCAGGCAUCAGGAGCUCAAUAAAGAAAGGCUGGGUCUGUUUCUGUAUUUCGCAGGGUCCGUUAACAAAGAAACCGAAGCCAUUGUGUCAUUCCCACUGGAGAGGUGACAGUGGCGUCUGGUCAUAGGUCAUUAAUGGGGUGCACCCAGACAAACCGAAUCGUCCAAUGCCACGUCCUUCUUUUCAGCCUUGCAAGAGCAUUCCAACUAUGGACAGCUUCGGAUGAGGGCCAGUUAUGUUAUUAAUGUGAAUGUGAUUCUGAUUUGCAUA
Fusarium verticillioides 7600 is the source of this 2156-nucleotide messenger RNA. RefSeq lists its product as hypothetical. Lineage: Eukaryota; Fungi; Ascomycota; Sordariomycetes; Hypocreales; Nectriaceae. The coding region runs from base 105 to 590 and encodes 161 amino acids. The record is from RefSeq and is a predicted model, not a curated record. The transcript has 2 exons.